AGAGAGAGAGAGAGAGAGAGAGAGAGAGAGAGAAGAGUGAUAUCUGCGCAAAUUUAGCCUUUGUUUCCUUCCUUCGACGAAGAAAUCGAGUCGCGGAGAGCAGCCGCGGUCGGAUUUCGAUCAAAGAUCGCACCUUUCCCUUCCUUUUUCUCAUUGAAGUUCGAGAUUUUGAUGGUUCCAAGCCGUUGGGUGGUCGCCCUUUUCCUUUGUUUUCGUCGUCGGAAACCCUAACAAGGUGUCGCCAAGGGCGGGGACGGUCAGCCGAUAAAGCCGCAGAAAGGGAUUUGGUGCCUCGCCGUACGACCGCACCGAUGGGUACUGUUGUGGGGUGAAGUGUAGAUCGAGGGUUGCAGGUACGAGUCGCUGCCACCGGCCCGUCUUUUGCUUUCGCUGCCAUUUAUUGGGUUUAGCUGUUGGGAAAGACUGGAUUUCGGCGCCGAUCCGAGGAAAGGCUGCGGAUCUUGGGUGAUAUCUCGCCUCAGCGCCUUUAAUCGAGCUCCGGAUGCCGAGAAAUCGCCCCUAGCUGCUUUCUUUUCCCAGGGAUUCUUGCAACCAAACGGCGAAACGACUCAGAUCCGAGUCGGCGACUCGGCCGCGUCCCGCUAAGGGAGGCCUUGCCUCGGAUCUCGAGGAAACCGGUAGUUCCGCAAUCCUUCCUAUUUUUAAAUCUCUUUCGCAGCGUGCUAGCUUUGGAGAACGAGAGGACGCAGCUGGGAAUUAUGGCCGCAGGGCUUAAAGAACUAAAAAGGACGAGAAAGAAAGAAGAUUCGGCAAUAUAAGAAGUGAAAGAGAAAGGAAAAAAAUUGAAAGGAAAAGAAAAGGUUCGAAGAAUCUUCAGAGGCAUCUCAUAAAGCCUUCAAUUAUUCGAGGCUUCACGCUCUUCUACUCGCUGCGCAUGCCACUGUAUCUGUUCAACGCUGGUCUCUGGUGUUGAGGUCUUUUAGGAGAUCUUCAAUCUCGAAAAGGCCCGGCCUUUCUUGUGCUUGCGGUUGUUGUGGUCUCGGCUUGAAUUCCCGAGCUUUUGGUGAUUAAAGUGGUGAUUUUGUUGGGGAUUUGAUGAAAGAGAUUGCUCCUUUUUGUUGCGAAUGUUAAAAAGGGAAAAAAAAGAUCACAGAUUUGGACUCUCUGCGACGUCUUGUAUCGUCCCUGAAAAGGGUGCUAAAUAACGGUGGAGAACCCUAGCCUUCGACUGCUGUUCCUUGAGAUAUGAUAGCUCUAACUUCUUGCGAGGAAGGGAAGAUGGGCAUCGUCGACCCAGGAAAGUAUGUCCGGUACACUCCGGAGCAGGUGGAAGCACUCGAGAGACUGUACCAUGAGUGCCCGAAGCCAAGCUCAAUGCGGCGGCAGCAGCUCAUUAGGGAGUGCCCCAUCCUGUCCAACAUCGAGCCCAAGCAGAUCAAGGUUUGGUUCCAGAACAGGAGGUGCCGUGAGAAACAGCGAAAGGAAGCAGCACGACUUCAGGCUGUGAACAGGAAGCUGACGGCAAUGAAUAAGCUUUUGAUGGAGGAAAAUGACAGGUUGCAGAAGCAGGUGUCUCAGAUGGUCGACGAGAAUGGUUACUUCCGUCAGCAGACGCAAAAUGCUGCCUUAACGACGACGAACACAAGCUGUGAGUCGGUGGUGACAAAUGGUCAGCAACAUUUGACACCUCAGCAUCCACCAAGGGAUGCUAGUCCUGCUGGACUAAUGUCCAUUGCAGAGGAAACUUUAACAGAGUUUCUGUCUAAGGCUACUGGGACUGCUAUUGAGUGGGUCCAAAUGCCUGGGAUGAAGCCUGGUCCAGAUUCCAUUGGAAUCGUUGCUAUCUCACAUGGUUGCACUGGUGUGGCGGCACGAGCUUGUGGCCUUGUAGGCCUUGAACCUACAAAGGUUGCAGAAAUCCUAAAAGAUCGGCUAUCGUGGUUUCGAGACUGUCGAUCUGUGGAGAUCAUUAAUGUACUGCCGACCGGCAGUAAUGGAACCAUUGAGCUUCUGUACAUGCAGGUUUAUGCACCGACAACACUGGCACCUGCUCGGGACUUCUGGUUGCUAAGAUAUACAUCAAUUCUUGAAGACAGAAGUCUCGUGGUUUGUGAAAGAUCACUCAAUAGCACGCUAGGUGGUCCAAGCAUGCCCACCGUGCAACCAUUCGUCAGGGCAGAAAUGCUGCCAAGUGGUUACUUGAUAAGACCAUGUGAAGGUGGUGGGUCUGUCAUUCACAUUGUUUAUCAUUUGGAUUUGGAGCCUUGGAGUGUGCCCGAAGUUCUAAGGCCACUAUAUGAAUCAUCUACGGUGCUUUCUCAGAAGACGACAAUGGUUGCUUUACGACAUCUAAGACAGAUUGCACAUGAAACUACUCAUUCUUCUGUAUCUGGAUGGGGCAAACGACCUGCAGCUCUAAGAGCACUUAGCCAGAGGCUCAGCAGGGGAUUUAAUGAAGCAGUUAAUGGAUUUGUGGAUGACGGUUGGUCUAUGGUCAGUAGUGAUGGCAUGGAAGACAUAACAGUUCUUGUCAACUCAUCUUGUAGCAAGCUGAUGGGUUUAAAUCUUAGUUUUGUGAAUGGAUGCCCCUCAACAACCAGUUCUGUGCUUUGUGCCAAGGCUACCAUGCUUUUACAGAACAUAUCUCCACCAAUGCUCCUGAGGUUUCUGCGGGAGCACCGAUCGGAGUGGGCAGACAGCAACAUAGAUGGCUACUCUGCUGCAUCUGUUAAGGCCAUACCCCACACUUUACCCAUAUCUCUCACUGGAUGCUCUGGUGGUCAGGUCAUACUACCUCUGGCUCACACACUCGAGCAUGAAGAGUUCUUGGAGGUAAUUAAGUUCGAAAGCAUUGGCCACAAUCGGGAAAUGCCUAUGCCCCGAGAUCUGUACCUGUUGCAACUCUGCAAUGGAGUGGAUGAGAAUGCUGUUGGUACCUGUUCUGAGCUUAUAUUUGCCCCAAUAGAUGCAUCUUUUGCUGAUGAUGCCCCACUGCUGCCUUCUGGUUUUCGUAUUAUUCCUCUUGACUUUAAGACGGACACUAAUAGUCCUAAUCGCACUUUGGACCUUGCUUCUGCUCUUGAGGUUGGACCAACAGGCAGCCAAGUACAUAAUGAUUAUUCUGGUAAUCGUGGAAACAUUAGAUCUGUGAUGACUAUAGCAUUUCAAUUUGCUUUUGAGAGCCACCUCCAAGAGGAUGUGGCAUCCAUGGCCCGACAAUACAUUCGUAACAUCAUAGCCUCUGUGCAAAGGCUAUCAUUAACUCUCUCACCUUCACAUCUUGGAUCUCAUGGCGGUCUCCGGAUACCACCUGGAAGUCCAGAAGCUGCAACACUUGCUUGUUGGAUUUGUCACAGCUACAGGUCUUAUUCAGGAGCUGAAUUUCUUAAACCUUCUGCAGAUAAUAGUGACUCACUUCUGAAGAUGCUUUGGCAUCACUCAGAUGCUAUCAUUUGCUGUUCUUUGAAGGCUAUGCCAGUCUUCACCUUCGCCAACCAGGCUGGUCUUGACAUGCUUGAGACAACACUAAUUGCCUUACAGGAUAUCACUCUGGAAAAGAUUUUUGUUGAUGAAGGAAGGAAGAUGAUCUGCGCAGAGCUACCUCAUGUAAUUCAACAGGGUUCCAUUUGCCUUCAAGCUGGCCUCUGCAUUUCUAGCAUGGGCAGGCCUGUUUCCUAUGAAAGAGCUGUUGCUUGGAAAGUGCUCGACAACGAAGACAAUGCCCACUGCAUAUGCUUCAUGUUUGUUAAUUGGUCCUUCGUUUAACUACCCUUUCCAAAUAAUGAAAAGAAGAUGCAGGCGCAGUUACUUCUUUGUUGUCCAUGUUGAUGUCACUGAUCCCCCGUUAAACAAACUAAGAAAGUUCUUAUUUGUAGUUACCAUAUAUCUCAAGUUUAGUUUGUCAAUCACGUCCGAAGGUCAUGUAUUAUCAAUCUUGGGCUGCAAACAACAUAUUUAAAAUGCUACGAUGUUCCGAGUGUCAAAAUGCAUGUUUGGUUUUCUAUCUGCA
Musa acuminata AAA Group (dessert banana) is the source of this 3970-nucleotide messenger RNA. Its product is annotated as homeobox-leucine zipper protein ATHB-15-like. The record is from RefSeq and is a predicted model, not a curated record. The transcript is spliced from 18 exons. Gene Ontology annotation, molecular function: DNA-binding transcription factor activity; DNA binding; lipid binding. Bases 1207 to 3726 code for a protein of 839 amino acids. NCBI's taxonomy places the organism in Eukaryota, Viridiplantae, Streptophyta, Magnoliopsida, Zingiberales, Musaceae.